Messenger RNA from Archocentrus centrarchus (flier cichlid), 1465 nucleotides. It is a transcript of the gene atp6v1e1b, whose product is annotated as ATPase H+ transporting V1 subunit E1b. Gene Ontology annotation, molecular function: proton-transporting ATPase activity, rotational mechanism. The transcript has 10 exons. Gene Ontology annotation, biological process: proton transmembrane transport. The coding region runs from base 150 to 830 and encodes 226 amino acids. The record is from RefSeq and is a predicted model, not a curated record. NCBI's taxonomy places the organism in Eukaryota, Metazoa, Chordata, Actinopteri, Cichliformes, Cichlidae. Gene Ontology annotation, cellular component: proton-transporting two-sector ATPase complex, catalytic domain.
CGGUCUCUUCCGCCGGAAGUAAAUAUCACGUGACUUCGAAAAUCAGCUGAUCCUUCGUGGACAUCUUUACGAGUCACGACUGCGGCGAUUAAUUCAAACCGUCUCCUCUGUGAUUCUCCGGCCCGGGCGGAUCUUUGACAACUGCAGCCAUGGCGCUGAGCGAUGCCGACGUACAGAAGCAGAUCAAACACAUGAUGGCCUUCAUUGAACAGGAGGCCAAUGAGAAGGCAGAGGAAAUUGAUGCAAAGGCCGAAGAAGAGUUCAACAUUGAGAAGGGCCGUCUGGUCCAGACCCAGAGGCUGAAGAUAAUGGAGUACUAUGAGAAGAAAGAGAAACAGAUUGAGCAACAGAAGAAGAUUCAGAUGUCUAACUUGAUGAACCAGGCUCGACUGAAGGUGCUGAAGGCCCGUGAUGAUAUGAUCUCGGAAAUGAUUAAUGAGGCUCGCCAACGGCUCGCUAAUGUCGCAAAAGACCCGGCCAAGUAUUCAGGUCUCAUGGAUGGAUUGCUCUUACAGGGCUUUUACCAGCUCCUGGAGCCCAAAGUGACCAUUCGCUGCCGUAAACAAGACAUACAGUUGGUACAGGCAUCCAUCCAGAAGAACAUUCCUAUAUAUAAAGCAGCUGUGAAGAACAACCUGGAGGUCCGCAUCGACCAGGAUAACUUCCUCUCCCCUGAAGUGUCUGGAGGUAUUGAGAUUUAUAACGGAGACGGGAAGAUCAAAGUGUCCAACACUCUGGAGAGCAGACUGGACCUCAUGGCCCAGCAGAUGAUGCCUGAAAUCCGAGUGGCUCUCUUCGGUGCCAACCCGAACCGCAAGUUUAUGGACUGAGAACGUUGACUGUCUUAGAGAGAAACACUCCUUUUUAUUUUUUAUUUUGUCAUAUGAAAGACGUCCUUCCUUUUGUCUGUGAAAUUUCUGAUGUAAAAGAGAUGUUGUGUGACGUAUUGCUGUAUUUUUCCAUGCAUUAAGGGACAUGAUCAAUGCUGCAACUCAACAUUACAGAUGUGCAUUGUGGGGGGGGGGGGGCUGCACAGCUGUAUGCACUGGUGUGUUCUGCUGCUCCCAUUCGUGGGCCUCAGUUUACACUGAUCCGUCAGGGAAGAUGAGAUUGGGUGAUUGGCUGGAUGUUUAACAAGCUGUCCUCUAAUUGGGUUAGUCUCCAUGACAAACGUAACAUCUGUGUCAGGAUUUUCCCCAAUUUCAUUAAUUUCUGUUCCACAUUAUGAGUUGCAUGGGCCAUUGUGUUGCUAAUGGGUGUCUGCUCCAGGCAGUUGCUCUCACAAAGAAAUAAUAUCCAUAGAAACAAAACUGAAGACUGGACAGGAUCAUACAGAGUUAAUUUAUUCAUGUUACAUUGACUGUACCUUUUUCUCCUGUCAUGGAUUAAAGGAGCGGGUGAUAUCAUUCCAGAGGGGGCACUGUAUGUAUAUGAGGUUUCCAGAUUAAAUUAUAUGUAUGUGUGU